Messenger RNA from Bursaphelenchus xylophilus (pine wood nematode), 994 nucleotides. The record is from the annotation of a GenBank genome assembly. NCBI's taxonomy places the organism in Eukaryota, Metazoa, Nematoda, Chromadorea, Rhabditida, Aphelenchoididae.
AUGAACGGCCGCUGCGCACAGUGCAAACACAAAAUUGAAGAACGAACCGCUGUCUACGCGAAUGGAAAGGUCUAUCAUACAGGCCAUUUUCGCUGCUCUCUGUGUGAUUUGAAGAUCAAUGAUUACUAUGUUUUGGAGGAUGAGAACAAUUUGAAAUCUAUUAUUUGCUUGCACUGUCAGGCGAAUAAUAAGAGCCCAAAAUGCAAUGGUAAGUUGAUAAAAAAAUGUUGAAAUUGGGGUUGGUCAUCUUUGUGGAGUCUAGAAGUCGGUUCAAUACAAUUUUUAUUGAGUUUUCGGAAAUUCAGGUUUUUGUGGUGGGACUCAAAAUUUUUGGUUUCUGGUUUUUUUCUCUCUUUAUAGCAGGGUUUUGCCUGUUAAAGAGCUUUUGCUGCCUUCCUACUGCCCAAAAAUUGCUUUGAGCCAUUUUCCCGCCAAUUUUCAAAAGUUCAGGUUUUCGUGGUGGGACUUCAAAAUUUUUAUUUUUCUCUCGGAUUUGAACCAAAUAUGGCAAGCUAGUGGCCUCACAAAGAUUUUUGAUUACCUGACUGUAGCAUGUUCUGAUCUUCAUAUUGUUUUAGAGUGCAAACUGGCGAUUUCCGAGACCUACGUCCAAGCCAAAGGAAAACCCUUCCAUAUGGACUGCUUGCUCUGUGGAAGAUGCCGUCAGCCGUUUCCUGGUAAGAAAUCUACCCAAAAUGUUUUAAAACUUGACUUGACAUAAAAGAUUUUAAAUUAUAUUACUUUAGGUGGUGAGUUCUACGAACUGAACGGCGAAUUCUUUGAUGCCAACUGUUAUUGGGCCGCCCGCUUGCGUUAUGAAACCACCAAAAUUGAGGAGAGGCAAGAUGAAAACUUCGAGGAGGAUGAUUCCGUGGCUGAAACUUCGAGAAUCUCCGAUUAUAACACAGUGAUGUCAUCGAUAAUGACCCGAGUCCGAAACAGGAAGUUUAUCUUUGAAAAAGACACAGAAAGUCCCUCUUGUUCGCAUAAAUAA